CCCAGAGUCGUGCCGUCGAGUCGCUGUCUGGCAGCCAUGUUUAAAACUAUUUUCAUCUUUCUCGCUGGGUUUACACUUGUAACGCCAUAUUUCUACCAGGGUUUCCACUUUGAGUAUCACGCAUCUCAUCAUCUACUGCUGGUAACGACAGCAACAAAAUGCUACGUCAUUACCGUCAACUCAAAAACCGCAACCGCGUGGACAGCACAGAGGCAGAAAGUCAUGGAUGAGCUUAUCGAACGGAUCCACUCUGGAACAGGUCUGACUCCUAGAGAUGACAGCCUCCUGCACCGUUACCAUGACUACCUGGCCGUUGUCGAGUGUCUUCGUCACGAAGUCGUCUCCGUCCACUACUCGUUUGGUGAGGCGGUCACAACUACCGCAGCUACCACGACGCCAGCAGUCACGCAACCAGUCCAAGGCGUGUAACCAAAACACCAGACGAAGUUAGCACCACGAAAAAUAAAGUGUAUACUAUCCAAGAAAACAAA
Messenger RNA from Gigantopelta aegis, 491 nucleotides. RefSeq lists its product as uncharacterized. The transcript is spliced from 4 exons. Bases 37 to 429 code for a protein of 130 amino acids. The record is from RefSeq and is a predicted model, not a curated record. Lineage: Eukaryota; Metazoa; Mollusca; Gastropoda; Neomphalida; Peltospiridae.